This is a messenger RNA of Acanthaster planci (crown-of-thorns starfish), 4758 nucleotides long. RefSeq names its product cystine/glutamate transporter-like. Lineage: Eukaryota; Metazoa; Echinodermata; Asteroidea; Valvatida; Acanthasteridae. Gene Ontology annotation, cellular component: membrane. Gene Ontology annotation, molecular function: L-amino acid transmembrane transporter activity. Gene Ontology annotation, biological process: amino acid transmembrane transport. The record is from RefSeq and is a predicted model, not a curated record.
UCAAGGCGCACAAAGAAUGUGGGUGUAACUGGUUCGAACCGGCUUUUUUUUGCACACGUACCGCGGCCACGUCUAUGAUCAUAGUAACGUGCCGGCAUUUUUGCGCUCGUGUACACACGGAGCACAUGUUACUAAUGCCAUUACGAUUAAAACUUUCGUUCAUUUCGCGUUCAGUCAUCCGUAGUUCACUUUUGUCUUUUAUUGUCUUGAACAGCGUGGCGACUUUUUACAGAUUUGACUGAAAGAAAGAACUGAUUUUGAGUAAGAUUUACUCAGAACACGCCAAUUUUUAGAGCUAUUGGGUUGGUAGGUUGUUUUCACUAACGUGAGUUAGGCCUACUGUAGGAAAAUGGAGAAACGCAAGUCAGAGAAAAAUGGCACGAAGCCAGGGGAAGGAAAAGACGACGCAGUUUCCAGUGCUGGUUCAAGCGAUGUUGUGGUCCUUCGGCGUGAAAUUGGGCUCUGGGGAUGCGUCUCGGUCUGUGUAGGCAUCAUGAUCGGCUCCGGCAUCUUUAUCUCACCCAAGGGAAUCCUGCAAAACACAGGGACGGUGGGCAUGGCGCUCAUCGUCUGGGUCCUCACUGGGUUGAUGUCCGGACUUGGAGCCCUCUGCUUCGCUGAGCUGGGCACCACAUUCACCAAGUCGGGUGGCGAGUACGCCUUCCUGUUGGAGGCUUUUGGCCCACUGGCAGCCUUCCUGAGACUUUGGGCGAACAUCAUCGCCAUCGGCACCGGUACGAUCGCCGUUUUAGCAAUCACCUUCGCUAAUUACGCGCUAGCUGCUUUCUUCGGUGACUGCCAGGAUGUGCCGAUGACCGCCGUCCGUCUUGUGGCGGCAUUGAUCCUGUUUGUGAUUUUCUACCUGAACAGCGUCAGCGUGACGUGGACCACGAGAGUUCAAGUCUUUCUGACCAUCGCUAAGGUCAUCGGUCUAACUAUCAUCAUCAUCACCGGCAUUGUGCUUCUCUUCCAAGGAAAAACCGAGCAUCUUGAGAAUGCAUUUGCUGGUUCAGAAAACACCGAUGCCACCAAGAUACCAUUGGCGUUCUAUUCUGGCCUUUUUGCGUAUGCUGGAUGGCAGAUGUUGGCGCAGGUGACGGAGGAGAUCCAGCACCCUGCAAGAAACCUGCCCUUGGGUGUUAUGCUGUCCGUGGCCAUUGUCAUGGUAGUUUACCUACUGACUAACGUCGCGUACUUCACCGUCGUCUCCCCACAAGAGCUUCUCAUCUCCAAGGCUGUUGCCGUGACGUUUGGUGAGCGGAUGUAUGGAUCAAUGUUAUUCAUUAUUCCCCUCUCUGUUGUUCUGUCCUGCGCCGGAUCUAUCAAUGGCAGCCUUCUCAGCGACUCUAGGACCACGUUUGUUGCAGCGAGAGAGGGCCAUCUUCCCCUCAUUCUGUCCAUGAUCAGCAUCAACAAACGUACCCCGCUACCUGCUGUCCUGCUCAUGCUGCCCAUCUGCUUAAUCAUGCUGACCAGCAACAAUGUCUACAGCCUCAUCAACUACCUGAGCUUUGCCAAGUGGUUGUUUCUGGGACUGUCGGCUGCCGUGCUGCCUUACAUGAGAUGGAAGAGGCCGGACCUCCCAAGACCUUUCAAGGUCAGCUUGAUCAUUCCCAUUCUGUUCAUCUUGUCCUGCUUGUACGUGGUCAUCGUCUCUCUCUACUCUGCCCCAAUGGAUUGUGGGAUCGGAUUGGCCAUUCUACUGACGGGUGUACCCGUGUACUACCUGUGCAUCUGGUGGGAGAAGAAACCCGUAUGGCUGGAGAACUUCAUGAUCACAUCGACCAUUCGCCUUCAGAAACUGAUGCUUGUUGUUGUCCAGGAGAAGGAAACGUACUAAGUUUCACCACUGAGUCUUCCUGAUGGGAGUCGGGGGGCAAGACAGCAAAUGUAGGCAAGUUUUGCCCAGUCAAGGUCUUCUUUUCAUAAAUACACCUGCAUCUGUUAAACAUGUUUCACUUCUGUAUGGUUUAAAUGAACACUCGUUGCAACGCGAGCUUGCAGACGCGAAGCACUCUGAAAAUACAUCCUUGGAAAAUUGAAAAGUGCCUUAAACGUUGACAUUUAGGGCAGUUGAGCUAGCAGAGAUGCUGAACUGUGUAUUUCUACUUAUUCUAAAGGUCAUUGUCCAACAGUGAUGGCCAGUGUUUAAAAAAACCAGUCCUUCAAGAACCUGAACGAAAGUCAUGCUCACAGUUCGAUAUUGUGUUGCAUCUGAGCUUUUUCCAUUUUUAGUGCCUGGGAAAAAAUUACAUAGUCUUUUGGUGAACAACUCCAAGUAUAGAUGCCCUCAUUUGUUUUGAAAACCAGCCCCUCCCCCCCAAAAAAAUUAUCAGUGCAGACUUACUCUGUUUUAGUCUUGGAAAUGAUUAGACUUGUUUCAGUUUGGGGCAUUAGGGUAAUCCGUGUAGUAGUGUUAGGCACCGGGUGGAAGGAUUCGUCUAUACUCUCCAGAAGAAUUAGUAGCCUUUUCCACAAAUCAGUUCUGAACUGAGAAGUUUUCGUUUCUGUAAAUAUAUUUAUUGGGCAGUUUCGAUGGGGCAGGGCAAAGUGUUGCAGUCCAGAUGUCACAAGAUGGGACAUACAUUGUAAGUAGCAGGGUGAACAAUGACAAAGGAAUGCUUUUGUUGCAGUUCAGCUGAAUAGCCUGUGACUUGAAUUCAGACUGGAGGUCUUGUGUUGUCUUAAGGGGUCCCGACUUUAAUGUGGGUGGGGGUAGGGUAUUAAUGAAUGGACAGUGUUGUCAUGCUUCAGUUGUUUCAUGUUAAUAAAUUGGGUGUUGGUGCUAUGUGGCUUUUUUUUUCUCAAUUAACCACCUUGAUAAAAAAAAUCCUCCAUUUGUUAUGAGUUAAUUUCCUUAAGGCAAGAAUCAUUUUUAAUAAGAUAUACCGUUGACUGAUUCUGUAGCAUGUUUUUCUGUUUAUUUUGGAGUGAAAAGGGAAGUUACCUAGCUCUUUUUUUUAAAAAAGAUUUAUGAUUUAUCCGUGCACUGUUCAAUAUAUAUACUGCUGGUUAUAUAUGGAAACAGGGUCAGAGAUGUGAAGAUAUUUUAACUUUAUUCUGAAUAAGUUAAUGGGAUUUUUGUGUUUGUGAGUGUUCCGAGAGAUGUUACCUUUUGAAUUUGUCAAAAUUUGAAAUGCUUGCAUGUAAAUAUACAGAUACCUCUGAGAUCAUAACAAAGAGUAUCGUCAACGUAAAAAAUGAGGACUAUUUGCAAAACUUUCCUUUUUCAAUUCGAUACGUUUCCAUUGAGUUUCUUGGGUUUUUUUUUUAGAGCUCCCAGUAAGGCAACUCUUACCUUUAUGAUAUAAAGAUGUUUUAAGGAGGUUUUGUAGGGAGGAUUAAAAAAUAAAAAAAAAGAUCAGCCAAUGCGUUGGCUCUAAACUUGAAUGCUCAGCCUCACAGUAAUGAUGUCCGAGCUUAGAGCAUUUAGAGGUUAAACUAGAAUUGAAAAAAAUCAAUGCAAUGUAUUUCUAAUGUAACAAUACAGUGUAAUUUUGACAAGCUAGGUUUUUUUGAUAGAGGCAGCGUCGUCUAAUUGAAUCUGAGAAUUCCAAUUGUUGCACUGUUGGCAUUUUCAAUGCAAUGAAAUGGUCCAAGCACGAAGAAAAGUUUUGCUGUGUGGGCUUGACGUAAAAAUCUUUGUACAAAGCAUUUUAUUGGCAUGAAAUAACAUACUAAGGAUAUUUUAAGAUGUGUGCAGACAUCAAUUUAAUGUAAAGCUUUACAGGUGUCAGUUUGGAGUUUUAUUUACAGUUUGUGAAAAACUAGUAAUCUUAGAAUUGUCCUUUGCUUGGACAUCAACAGUCCAUCAAACAAGUAUUUUUUUCGGGAUAUUGAAUAGCAUUACACCUGUUCUCAAGGUUUUGGGCCUCAACAUUUUGACUUGCUGGUAUCAUAUUUACCUUGGUGUGAAGUGACUAAACAUUAGUAGAAAAAUAAAGUUGCAGGCAAACAUUUUUGGGUCAUAUCUGUUACUAUGUAAAUAUAUUAUCAUUAGUGUUAAAGAGCUCUUAUUUUUGGAAUUUGUUCCAAUUUCCAUUUGAUUUUAAUUCAGUUAAGCUUAGGUGGCAAAAUAUAUUAAGCAAGGUGUGAUUUUAAGCAUGAAUUCGGUGUUUAAACCUGCAUGAAAUUUUAGGGCCAUUUUUUCAUGGGCAGUUAUUAAACCUUCCCAAAUGUGCUGAAAUCAGCGCCUGAAUUUAGCUUGAAUUUUUAUGAAUUUGGGUCUGUUGCCCAACAACUGUUCAUGCUACUGUUAUUACUGAGAGCUGGUAAUCUGGAGAAGUUCCCAAAUAGGUGACAAAGUUGGAACAAGAUAAUGUAAAUAUUUUAGUAUUAUAGCAUGAGUUGUUUAAUGUUUCCAAUUUUGCCUCAGUGUUUUGUUUUGAAAAAAAAUAUUGUCCAAAAAUGGACAUUUUUGUACAUAUAAAAAAAUUCUUUUUCCCAUUGGAAAUGUAUGUUUAGAUUUUGCAUUAGGAUUGCUGAAGCAUGUAAUAUUCAGCAAGCUAUCUUCAUUUAUGAUUGGGACAACUAGAAGGUGUUAUCACAGUAUUUAUGUGUUGACUUGAGCCUACUGAAAUAUUUCUAGGAAGUCACCGUUUUGUCCCCAUCAAAAAUGCAGCUACGUUUGGUUUCUUGUAAACGUAUGAAGAGAGAGAGAAAUAUUGAAAUUCUUUUAUUUUGUCUGCUGCUUUCAAAAUGUAGUCCUUGUAUAUUCCAUUGGCAAGAAAUAACACCAUGGAAACUAUCUGCACAGUA